Messenger RNA from Anguilla rostrata (American eel), 3010 nucleotides. Its product is annotated as epoxide hydrolase 3. Bases 1 to 1272 code for a protein of 423 amino acids. NCBI's taxonomy places the organism in Eukaryota, Metazoa, Chordata, Actinopteri, Anguilliformes, Anguillidae. The record is from RefSeq and is a predicted model, not a curated record. The transcript has 8 exons. Gene Ontology annotation, molecular function: hydrolase activity.
AUGGACCAAGCGACUGUGGGGAGGAAGGUCGCGAUUGGUUUUCAGAAACGUCCAACCUACUUGGAUAGCAAGCAAGUGAGAUUUAUUUAUAACCUAGUGGAAGGUCCUGCUCGUUCCGGACCAAUUUAUGAGCAAAGUUCCCCGGAAAGUGUGGAAUACGGCUUCAGAGUCAUGAGCGGCACGACCCUGUCCGUUAUACUUUUCCCUACCCGGGUGUGUCUGUGGUUGCUGUCCUUACUGUACUGGGCUCUGGUCUACGGCACCGCCGGGGUCACCGCCUGCAUGGUUCUGAUCCGGAUCUCGUGGAGAGGACUCAGGGACCCUCGCAGAGCCUUCAGAUGGACAGUGCGCAACAGACCGCCGGCAUGCCUGCGGGAUCCAGCGUUGGGCACACACGGAUACCUGCGAUGCAGGAGUUCAGGUCUGCGACUGCACUUUGUGUCCAAAGGCAACAGCAGGAAACCUCUCAUGCUCUUCCUCCAUGGGUUUCCAGAGAACUGGUACUCAUGGCGAUACCAGCUGAGGGAGUUCAGUGUGCAGUACCACACAGUAGCACUGGACCUGCGUGGCUGCGGGGCCUCUGCUGCCCCCUACAGGCUGGAGGACUAUGCACUGGAGAACCUGCUGGAUGACAUAAGGGACACCAUUAGCGGCCUGGGGCACACCAGCUGUGUGCUGGUCGGCCAUGACUGGGGGGGCAUGCUGGCCUGGCACUUCGCCCUGGAGCGUCCGGACAUGGUGCAGCGCCUGGUGGUGAUGAACGCCCCGCACCCGGCGUCCUGGCUAGAUGCUGUGUUGAGAAGGCCGUCUCAGCUCCUGCGCUCUGGCCAUACCUGCUUUUUCCAGCUGCCACUGCUGCCUGAGAUUGCCCUGUCUAUGGAGGAUUUCAAGCUGGUGCGCAGUAUGCUGUGUGGGGGCCGUGCGGGGAUUCGGAACCGGGCCCGUCGCCUGACGGAGGCGGAGUUGGAGGGGUACCUCUACCAUCUGUCCCAGCCGGGGGGGCUCACUGCACCCCUCAAUUACUACCGUGUUCUCCUCAGUAACGCACUCUACAGACACCAGAAUGUGGGAGUGGCCUGUAUGCUAAUUUGGGGCGAGGCCGACGGUAUAUUGGUGGAAGGGAUGUCGGGAGGGGCACGGCCAUACAUGAGAGGCUCGGUAGUGGUGCACACGAUUCCGGACUGCAGUCACUGGGUGCAGCAGGACCAGCCCGAAACCGUCAACAAGAUGCUGUGGGACUUCCUCCUACAGAGGGAGUCGCCGCAGUGCUAGGCCCCACCACUGGUGGGCGCCAUACUAUGUACUUGUGCUCUUCGUAGUGUGUUGAGUAUAAACCACAAACUAUGUGGACUAUGAACAAAACUCAGUAGGUUUGGAAUACAAUUUUAUAUCAUAAUGCGUCAUGUCAUGAACCUUUAUGCAGUUAGUCUAUUCAGACAACUUUCAUUCAUUUCAAAUAUUUAAAUAUUUUAAGUCAAGAGAACAAUAUUUAUUUGUGUCCAAAUUCCUCAAUUGCUGGUUUCUUCAUGACUUACCUGCAAGUGUAAGUUUACUGUAUUAAAAAUCAGCCAUUCAAACAUACAGAUAGUUAACUAAGUCUCCUGGGAUCACAACAGAAAGGACAUUCAAUGCAACUUUUAUGGCAAAAAACAGGAGUGUUUUUGAACAAGAAAAGGUGAUUAUUUUUUAAUAGCAAUUCAAGCUGAAUUCUCUGUGGAAGUUCAAUGGCAAUUUCUAUUGAUAUAGCAAUUGCUGAUGGUUGGUGUCAGUGUGGAUGAUGAUGAAGUAUACUCCCCCCCCCACACACACACACACUUAUAGCCCCCUUGCUUUUGUUUUUAAUGUUACAAAUAAAAUGUUAUAUUUCUGAAUAAGUUGUGUCAUCUCAUCAUACACACCCCCAUCCCCCCCCCCCCCCGAUGUACCACCUGACUUUCUUAAAAAUAAGUCUGGCCUUAUUUGAGUUUGCCAUCAGUGCCGUGAUCUGGCUACUCUGUUCAGCCGAAGCCUGUCUUUUCAGGGCAAAAGCAGAACCAGGUCCUCUGCUCAGGACGCAAAUUUUUACGUCAGUGUACAUCAGCGUGAGCGCUGGACUACUGUAAGCCCGUCUCACUCUCGGUCCUUGAGAGAAAUUCUUUUUUAAUUCCACCUCCAUACUCGCCCCUCAGCUCCUUCUGUUUUUUUUCUUCUCUUUUCUGGCACCUUAUUCUGUUUCAUUAUUGUCCACGGCUCUGAAGUUCCAUGGUUUCCGUGUUGCCAUAACAACACCUGUUGCCAAAGCAUGCUGGGGGCGGCCAUUGUUAGUUCCAGAUCAAUUUAGCGAUUAAAGCCCCUCCCAUCCUGUCCCGUCCACUCCUGUCUCUUCUCCUCUUACAUAGGCAGUAGUUCGGAUAUUCUGCUGUUCUACCGAACGCUUGGUUAUUGUAUCUAAAUUGGAUGCAAAUUCUAAUAACAUGUUGGCUCUACCUGCUGAGGACAGCAACUCCCAAGGAUGAACUGCAAACAUUGUGUCUUCAAAUAUGCUUAUGUUAUUGUCACACGCUGACAUGUUCUGACAUAUUGUCUUUCUCAUGUUUGUCGUUGACAAAGACUGUCAAAACGCAUCAGUUUGUGACAAUAAACUGAGAAUAUUUGAUGGCACGACGUUGCAGUUCAUUCUUGGGAGUUACUGUCCUGACUAAGUAGGAACAACGUUAUCUGGAUUUUUUUUUUUACCAGAAGCCUUGUCACAGGAAAGCCAGUUUGCACUGGCGUAUCACUAAAACUAGAGUGGAUGCAAAUGCACUCAUAAAAUAACUUUUCAAUGGCGGAUUUAAAAAAUUUUUUUUUUGCGUUCAUCCGUUUCAACCUGUUCCAGUGCCUGCAGUGACAGUAUAGCAGUUUGUGUAAGUCUGAGCAGUUUGUAUCUUUAAUUUUUUCCGGUUGUGAACUCUGGUUGGCUGACGACAGAUAGUGGGUGGUGCCAGACCUUUUGACUUCCCGUUAUGUUGUCACACAAAACUUUUUUUUU